This is a messenger RNA of Chironomus riparius, 450 nucleotides long. The record is from the annotation of a GenBank genome assembly. NCBI's taxonomy places the organism in Eukaryota, Metazoa, Arthropoda, Insecta, Diptera, Chironomidae.
ACUCGAUGAAGUUGUCAUUAAAAAGACAUUCCUUUAUUUUAUCAUUUCAAUUAUUCUUCUUGAUAAGUGAUUUGGUUUUUAAUUGUACAAGUAUAUUCUUCAAUGAGGGGAAGUCGUUAACAUUUUUUUACUUCCUACAAGAUUCGUUUCUUCUUUUAUUGUUGGCAUCAAUAAUUUAUUCAUGCUACAGUACAACAUGCUAUCAAGUGGGAUUGACUGAUAUAAUCCAUCGAAAUUUUCGAAUUCCUGUUUUUGUAAUCCUGUGCUAUAUUUCGAUAUCCUUGUCACUUCAUUUGGUGACAAUGUAUUAUUUACGAAAUGGAGAAUCACCAAAAGUAGCGACUGCAUUACUCGUCAUACAAAAAAUACUGUGUCCGAUAAACUUUUAUUUCUCGAAACGAUCUGUGCUUAUCAUCUCUGAUCCAAGAUAUUACGAGAAUUAAGAAAAAC